ACAGUUACUCGCCUCUUCUUCUUUUUUCUGCACAGAAAGCGAAGCUUCUCUUUUCCAUCAUUAAUACUAUUACUCACUCUCUUGCAGAUUUAGUCUCUCACCAUUUAUUCCUUCGUCAUUCUUCUCUCAUUCUACAAUUCUUUAAACACAACAUACAUCUAAACAGGAGAGGCCAAAGGAAGAAGAAACAAAGUGAUUAGGAGAGAAUUUGAUAUGGAAAACUUUGAUCUUGAGGACCCAUUGAAGAGCUUGGAAGAACAUCAAUCUGAUACAGUUCCAGCUCUCUUCUCGUCGGAAUCUGAUCACAUGCCUUCUCACAACUACUUGCAUUGUUUAAAGACCAGUGACUCCCAUGUUUCUUUCCGGCAGGAAGCCAUUUCUCUCAUUUUGCAGGUACCCCAUACCGUUCUCCUUGUAAUGUUGUUUACUGUUCUUGUCUUUUAUCUUCUUGCAUUUUGUUGUAAACUUGUUUUAGUUUGUCAGGCGCAGUAUUCCUGUAACCUUGACCCCUACACGCAAUACCUGGCUAUCAACUACAUGGAUCGCUUCAUCUCUUGGCAAGGAAUCCCGCAAGGUAAUCUAUGGGUUGUGAGGCUCCUUGUGAUAGCUUGCAUUUCUCUGGCUGUGAAGAUGAAGGAAAUACAUUUCUCCUUCUCUGAUUUCCAGAGGGAAGAAAGAUUUAUAUUUGAUCCCCCAGCUAUCCAACGAAUGGAGCUUCUGGUUCUGGAUGCCUUGAAUUGGCGAAUGAGAUCAAUAACACCCUUCUCCUUUAUUACUUUCUAUGUAUCUUUGUUCGAACUGAAAGAUCCACCUUUGUCACAAGCAUUAAAAGACAGAGCAACUAAUAUAAUCUUCCAAGCUCGUAAUGAAAUCAGUCUGUUAGAGUUCAAGCCAUCAAUAACUGCAGCGUCAGCUCUUCUUCUGGCAUGUCAUGAGCUAUUUCCGUUGCAGUUUCCAUCUUUCGAAACCUCAAUUUUAUCUUGUGAAUACGUGAAUAAAGAGAUGGUGCUGAAAUGCUUUGAUGCAAUGCAAGAAAUGGUGAAUAACGAAGUGAGCGAAUCGAUGGUAGAUGUGGUGACAAGCUCAAGCACAAGAACCCCAAUAAGUGUUUUGGACUGCCACUGCAACAAAUCAGAAAGCGAGAGUACUAUCAACAGCACCGCGGCAGCCACCGUAACCCCCGAAAACCGAGAAAUCAAGCGUCGCAAAUUGAAUGGUUUUUGCAGAGAAAGUAAUAUGAUGAACAUUUCCCAGAUUCAACCAUGUGAAUAAGAGUUUCAGCUAGGAAAAGAGGGCCAUGAAUGGCACACUAUCACUAUUAAAGCCCCUCAUUUUCUUGCCCUUUUCUUUGAAUGGUAAAAAUUUUGAAAAAA
This is a messenger RNA of Hibiscus syriacus, 1373 nucleotides long. RefSeq names its product putative cyclin-D6-1. Gene Ontology annotation, biological process: regulation of cyclin-dependent protein serine/threonine kinase activity; mitotic cell cycle phase transition. Gene Ontology annotation, molecular function: cyclin-dependent protein serine/threonine kinase regulator activity. The coding region runs from base 214 to 1272 and encodes 352 amino acids. The record is from RefSeq and is a predicted model, not a curated record. The transcript is spliced from 5 exons. Gene Ontology annotation, cellular component: cytoplasm; nucleus; cyclin-dependent protein kinase holoenzyme complex. Lineage: Eukaryota; Viridiplantae; Streptophyta; Magnoliopsida; Malvales; Malvaceae.